Octopus sinensis (East Asian common octopus) is the source of this 2824-nucleotide messenger RNA. RefSeq names its product WD repeat-containing protein 36. NCBI's taxonomy places the organism in Eukaryota, Metazoa, Mollusca, Cephalopoda, Octopoda, Octopodidae. Gene Ontology annotation, biological process: rRNA processing. The transcript has 20 exons. The coding region runs from base 88 to 2772 and encodes 894 amino acids. The record is from RefSeq and is a predicted model, not a curated record. Gene Ontology annotation, cellular component: small-subunit processome; Pwp2p-containing subcomplex of 90S preribosome. Gene Ontology annotation, molecular function: protein binding.
UUGAAGCUAGAACUUCUUUCGACAUGGAAUUGUUUUUGUAGUUACACCGUUUCCGGUUCUUUCCACGUGGUGUUUGAUGUGGGAAUUAUGUCGGCCAGCAAAAUCUUCACGGGUUUCCGUGCUUUGGGUUAUGUCAGCAAUCAUGUACCAUUAGUAACCAGAUACCAGGAGAAGGUGAAAGAACAUUAUGUCAUAACCUGUGUCGGCAAGGCUUUUCAUACAUAUAAUUGUUCCAAGCUUGGGAUAUCUAAUAUCAGUGACACCCAUCCUGAUGAGAUCUCAUGCCUUGCUGCUAAUCAUCAUCAAGUAUUUACAGCCUGCCAAAAUAUUAUCUACUGCUUCCUACGGGGACAGCAGGUUAUUAGAAAAUAUAUAGGCCACAAAAGUGCUGUUCAUAUUUUACUGACAUUUUCUGCACAUUUGAUAUCUGUUGAUGAAGACAGCUUUGUACGAGUUUGGAAUAUCAAAAAUAAGGAACUUUACUUGGAAAUGUCUUUUGACAAUAAACAAUUUCAAGUUACUUCAGUGGUUCAUCCUGUCACAUACCUUAACAAAGUAUUAUUUGGAAGUGCACAAGGCACUCUACAACUGUGGAACUUAAAAUCAAAUAAACUUAUUUAUACAUUCCCUGGGUGGAAUUCCAAAGUUACCGUUCUUGAGCAGGCCCCUGCAGUUGAUGUCAUAGCAGUCGGCCUGGAGGAUGGUCGCAUUAUUGUACAUAAUAUCCGUUAUGAUGAGUCUGUGAUGAAGUUUACUCAAACCUGGGCUCCUGUUACCACUAUAUCCUUCCGAUCAGAUGGUCACCCUAUAAUGGUCAGUGGUAGUGCAUCUGGACAUAUGGCGGUGUGGGACCUUGAAGAAAACCGUAUCAAAUGUCAAGUACGUGAUGCUCAUCGUUCGUCUAUAACUGGGAUGUAUUGCUUGCCUUCUGAACCCUUAAUGGUAACCUCUUCAGGUGACAACACUCUCAAGAUCUGGAUUUUUGAUUUGCCUGAUGGAAGUCCUCGUUUACUGAGGAAGAGGGAGGGCCAUAGUUCACCACCACUCAAAAUACGCUAUUAUGGAGAAAAUGGUGAAAAUCUACUUAGUGCAGGUCUUGACAGUACUUUGCGAUCCUUCUCUCUUGUACAUGAUAAACACAAUAAAAGUUUGGGACAAGCAUCUUACUAUAAGAAAAAAUCUAAACGUGAAAAAUUAAAAGAUAAAUAUGUAAUGCCACCAAUCUUUGAUUUUGCUGCAGAGGUUCGGCGUGAGAGUGAUUGGGAUAACAUCGUGGCCUGUCAUCGAGGAAGCCAUUUGGUGACGACAUGGAGCUACCUGCGUUCCACCAUGGGUGACCGUAAAUUUGAUGUGUACAAACAAAGGAAAGAAGCCAAAGAUGAUGGUACAGAUAUAACAGCCACAAGUGUAGCAAUCACUUCAUGUGGUAAUUACUGCCUGCUUGGUUAUAGUUCUGGCCAUGUGGAUGUAUUCAACAUACAGUCUGGAAUUUACCGAGGAUCAUAUGGUGAAGAGAAAUGUCAUGUCUGUGCCGUGCAUGGCAUUGCUGUCGAUGCCAAUAACCAAAUCACUGUCACGGCUGGAGCCGAUGGAACACUGAAGUUCUGGAAGUUCAAGUCAAAACAACUUUUAAAAGAAUUGAAACUCGACAGCUAUAUUGCCAAAAUUUUACUUCAUCGUGAAAGUUCCCUGUUAGCAGUGUCUCUCAACAACCUCUCCGUCUCAAUAGUGGAUUUACAGACAAAGAAUGUGAUUCGAGUUUUCUCUGACCACCAACAUCAAAUAACAGAUAUGACUUUCAGUCCAGAUGCUCGAUGGUUGAUAACAUCUUCGAUGGAUUCACUUGUCCGAACAUGGGACCUGCCGUCAGGAAGGUUGAUUGAUUGCUUUGAAGUGGACACACCUGUAUCUUCUGUGAGUAUGUCACCAACUGGAAUAUUCUUGGCCACAUCCCAUAUUGAUGAUAUUGGUAUCUACCUUUGGUCUAACAAAACACUCUAUCAACAGACAUCACUCUCUGCAUUAUCUGACGAUUUUGUACCAAAGUUAAUCUCGGCACCAACAACUGGAUACGCAGCAGAAGCUUCUUCACUUCCUGAAGAUGAAGAGGAGGAACCCAUGGAUGAUGCUGAAUCUCCCUUCAAAUCACCUGACCAAAUUAGUAAUGAACUUGUUACACUCUCAUUGAUGCCAAACUCUCGUUGGAAGAAUUUAUUGAACUUGGAUGUUAUCCGAUUGAGAAAUAAGCCAAAACAACCUCCCAAAAAACCGAAAGCAGCACCGUUUUUCUUACCCACAAUUCCUGGCCAUGACAUCAAAUUUGCUGUUGAGAAAGAAAGAGAUGAGGAGACAACGUCCCGUAUAUCUGUCGGAUUGAAAACGCAUUUAUCAGAGACGGGAAAACUUUUACAGAAUGCAAACAAUGAAGAUGAUUACUUAAAAAUAUUGGAUGCUUUCAAAGAAAUGGGACCUUCUGCUAUUGACCUAGAAAUUCGUGGAUUUGGUGUGGAAGAUGGUGGUUCAGAGAUUCUCAUGUACCAGUUUCUCAAGUUUAUAGAAUAUCUUUUAGGCUCCAGAAAGAAUUAUGAACUUGCACAGUCUUAUUUGGGGUUGUUUCUACAGAUUCACUUCACCGAAAUUGGAACAAAUGCUAAACUUUGUGAACUCAUAAAACAGCUUCACCAGCAACACGUACAGGUUUGGCAUGAAUUACAAAGACAAUUUGCACAAACGAAUUGCUUAAUUGACUAUUUGCGUGCUGCUAAUUACUAGCAGCUGUUUAAACCUCUCAACAGAAUAAAUAUGUUUAUAUUUUAUAAUUUUA